Molecule: messenger RNA, 1258 nt
Organism: Calliphora vicina (urban bluebottle blowfly)
Lineage: Eukaryota; Metazoa; Arthropoda; Insecta; Diptera; Calliphoridae
Exons: 2
Coding region: 69-1139 (356 amino acids)
Source: RefSeq, a predicted model, not a curated record
UUCAGUAGAGACGGUUUAGCUACAAGUAAAUACGCAUUUUUUAAAAAAAAAAAAAACAAUAAUAAACUAUGAAAAAAUUUAAUAAACUAAUCAUUUUGUUUAUGACAAUGGUCAUCAUGGUCACAGCUUAUGAACCAAUUACACAUAAAUCUGUAAAUACGACUGCAUCUGACAUAAAACAAACAGCCCACAUUUCACCGGAUAUUGUCAAUGAAUUUAAAGAUUUUGAAAAUUUAAUACCCACCGCCACCGUAGAUGAAAUUGUAGCCAAACACUAUUUGGUCGAUGGAAAUUUUCGCACAGCCUUUAAAUAUUUGCGCAGUCAAGAAUUUGCCAAGCUGCAGAGACAACUUUUGGAUAUACCAGAAAUUAUAGAUAUUUUAGAAUUUCUACAUCUAACGACUGCAAAUGCCACAACGAGGCAUAUGGGUGCAACUAAAAUGACAACAGGCCAAGUCAAGGCAUCAUUGUAUGAUUAUAAUGAUGUGAAUGCUGACGCCAACGUUGAUAAUAGAGUCGACAAAAUGACCACUAAUACUGGCACCACCACCACCAUCAUCUCCAAACCCAAUACGAUGGCUAUUGAAAAUGUAAAAGAAGUAUUGAACAAACGACCACAACAGUUCGAAAUGGCAGAGAAGAACAACAAAUAUGUUGCUAGAGAUGUUGUUGUUGUUGUUGAUGACGAUGCAAAUGCAAAUGCUGUUGCAAAAAUAGCUAACGAACGUCAGCCAUUAGUGCGUAUUGUUUUGUUGCAGGAUUUCGAGGUUAAAGCGAAGGUUCACACUGAGGGCCAUCACAAUCAGCAUCAUUAUCAUCAUAAAUAUCAUCGUCAAUGCAAUAAUAAUUAUCAUCAUCAUGGUUCACUGGGGACAUUUACAACAUUUGUAGAAGAAAUUUUACAACAUCUACCACAUUCUGCGUACCAAAAUAUGAUUAACGAUAAAUGCAAGAAAAAUGCAAAAUUUGGCGAAUUCUACAAGGCUUUAAGAAGUCCAGAAUUUAAGCCGUUGCUUGAGCAGGCCAUGUCAUCUGCCAAUAUUAAGAAAAUUAUACAAAUUCUUAGCUCUCAUGAUGUGGAUGUUAAAUCUUUGGAACCCAUAGCCUUAAAAGUCAUCUCCUGGGGUCCCAAUCUAUAAGUAAAUAAAUAGUUUUACAAGUACUUUAAGCAUAUUUUUUUCUAUUAAAUAUUUUCAUUUAAUUUUUGUAACAAGUAUAUAAUUAUGGGUUUAAAUAAACGCUUAUAGAUGUCUGCAAA